Molecule: messenger RNA, 1245 nt
Organism: Arachis stenosperma
Lineage: Eukaryota; Viridiplantae; Streptophyta; Magnoliopsida; Fabales; Fabaceae
Exons: 3
Coding region: 85-411 (108 amino acids)
Source: RefSeq, a predicted model, not a curated record
AGUCCCCUCUUUCUUCUUCUCCUCGUCAUUCUUCAUUUUGAGACCCCAAAAAAUAAAAUUGUGAAUGCAAAUUUUGGAGCGUUUAUGCGCUUUGGUUGGAAGAUGGAAUCAACCACUGAAACUAGCGGAGGUGUAUCAUCAACCCAAGCAGUUCUGCUCGGAGCUUUAGCUCCUGGUGUGAAUGGUCCUACUUGGAUUACCUUAAAGUUGACUUUUUUGAUGAUGGGUAUGUGUCUUGCUGUUAUGUUGGGAUUAGCAUUCUCUUCCAGUGAUUCACCCUUGCUGCUUCAUGUUACUUUCCUUGUUCUUAUUUGUGUUACCCUCUUCUUGCUCCUUAGCUGUCGCACUAUGCCAAAGACCACAGAAUUUGGAUACUGGCUAACAAUUGUAGGCAUAACUAUCACGAACUGAUGAUGCCAUCAUGGCUGGAGCCUGGAGCUCACAUUAAUAGAAAUAGUAUAUUGUAGUCUGCCAUGCCAUUUAUUUGAAGUUUCAAAUCUUGCAUUAACAUACUAUCUAUGAGUCUGAUGUUCUUGUGUAAGUGCAUUAGGUCGUAAAAGAAGCGUGUGUGUAAGAUAAUCGUGUGUCUUGCAUGUGAACUGCAUUUUCGCUGUAGGUUUCUUGCACAAACUGGCCUAGUGACAGUUGAACAUCAAAUGCGCGAGAUGGGGUUAGUGCAAAAUGAUCAUUCAGAGACAACUAGAAAGAACCAAUAACUAAUUUACAGAAGUUGGGAAGGUUCUGUGGAUUCUUCUUUCAUCAUGGAAAUGCUUGAUAGAAUAGUUUUGGAUGAAUUCAAUGGACAGCACCCUAAGUCUUACAAAAGAUUUUGCCCGGAAUAUAGAGGCUGAAGAUGAUGUAGCUUGUGUUAAUGACUCUUGGCUUCCUAAUCCUUAUGUUUCUCAUUCUUUGGUUUAAUGCAACAAAAACAUGAACAGCAAGGGAAGUGCAACAAGAACUUCAUAGCUCAUAGCCUAUAUAAUGUUGUAGCCUUGUUGUGUAAAUUAAUUAAUUAAUUUAUUUAUUAAUAAUAAGAUUUUUGUGUGUGUUAUUGAUGCUGGCUACUUACAUGUUCAGUUUUAUGAAUAGACAUUUUGUUCAUGCUGACGCCACAGAAGAAUUUUGGCUUUUAUGGUUCAAGAAGAUUUUGAUGCUAUGUUAUACACGUGCCUGGGUUUUUAAAUCAGUUAAUGCUGUAAAAGAGAUAGGAUCUAGUUAGUGAUUGAAACUAGUCUGGUACCUAAG